Messenger RNA from Suillus clintonianus, 174 nucleotides. RefSeq lists its product as uncharacterized. Gene Ontology annotation, cellular component: transcription factor TFIIH core complex. Gene Ontology annotation, biological process: transcription initiation at RNA polymerase II promoter; nucleotide-excision repair. The annotation marks the transcript as partial. The record is from RefSeq and is a predicted model, not a curated record. The transcript is spliced from 2 exons. NCBI's taxonomy places the organism in Eukaryota, Fungi, Basidiomycota, Agaricomycetes, Boletales, Suillaceae.
UGCAGUGAUUCAGCUGUCAAGCAAAUACUGCUCACAAUGAACGAGAAGGAUCCUUUCGUCAUCGAGGACCUAGAUGAUUACCAUCUGGUUAUCAAGGCAGAUGAGGAAUUCAGAGUGAGGAGGGAGCUUGAAGCUGAGUUGGAGAAGAAUACAUACAGUCUAGAAGCAAACUAG